Molecule: messenger RNA, 1383 nt
Organism: Lithohypha guttulata
Lineage: Eukaryota; Fungi; Ascomycota; Eurotiomycetes; Chaetothyriales; Trichomeriaceae
Exons: 4
Coding region: 1-1383 (460 amino acids)
Biological process (GO): transmembrane transport
Cellular component (GO): membrane
Molecular function (GO): transmembrane transporter activity
Source: RefSeq, a predicted model, not a curated record
AUGAACUCAAAAGAUGUCAAAGUUCUUACCACUCCUGCAACAAACCGCUCAGACAUCAAGGUGGCCGAAGAUGGGCUCAUACUCGAAGAUCCUGCGACAGGCGAGGUGCGCAAAGUAUCUGCAAGCUUCGCCAUUGACAAAGAGGCGGAGAGCCGACUCAUCCUGUCAAUCUUCUUCAUCCCAUACGUUUUGACUGCACCUUUUCUGGCAAUGGCAGGCAAGAAGUGGGGUCCGAGUAGAGUCCUACCAGCCAUGAUGAUGACCUUCGGUCUAAUGACCCUGCUGACAGUCGCUGCAUUCAAUUUUGCUGGCCUCAUGUGUUUACGCUGGGUGCUUGGUAUGGCCGAGUCAGCCUUCUUCCCUUUAGUUAUCUACUACCAGACCACCUUCUACAGACGAGGCGAGCUUGCUCGUCGGCUUGCCAUCUUUUAUGCAGCCCCGAAUAUAGCAAAUGCCUUCUCCGGGCUACUUUCGUUCGGAGUGUUUCAGAUCGAAGGAACGAGCCUAGCGAGUUGGAGAUAUCUUUUCAUAAUAGAAGGUGGAGCAACAAUGAUAUUGGCAGUGUUCGCCCACUGGUAUCUGCCAUAUGAUGCACAGAGCGCCAGGUUCCUCACCGGGGAAGAGAAGAAGCUAGCAUUUCUGCGAAUUCAACUGGACUCAUCCUCGGUAGUGGGUGAGAAGCUGAAUUUGAGAGAGGCAGGGAGGGUCUUUCUUGAGCCUACGAGCUGGGUCAUCCUGGGCAUUGAGAUGUGCCUCGGCGUUCCUCUCCAAUCAGUCUCUCUCUUCCUUCCUGUUAUUGUCAAGGCUCUUGGUUACAAUACAGUCAAAACCAAUCUUUACACCAUCGCACCCAAUAUCACGGGCGCUGUGAUGCUUCUCAUUCUCGCCUUCUCCUCCGACCUUACACGUCUCAGAUUCCCCUUCGUCGCACUAGGUUUCGCAUUCACAAUGACUGGCAUGAUCAUCUACGCCUGUGUCGAUGUUGAGUCCCAGCUUCAGGUCGCAUAUUUCGCAUGCUUCAUGAUGACAUGGGGCACUAGUGCACCAAGCGUCAUCCUCGACACGUGGUUCAACAACAACAUCGCCAAUGAGAAUAAGAGGAUCAUGUUGACUAGUGUCGGCGUACCCGUUGCAAAUCUUAUGGGUGUGGUAAGCAGUAAUAUCUUCGUGCCGAAGGAUGCGCCCAAGUACUUUCCGGCAUUGAUUACGACGGCUGCAUUUGGUGGGAUGGGAUGUCUGCUAACGCUGUUGUUGGGGGCUUACAUGAUUCUGGACAACAAGAGAAGGGACAGGAAGGAGGGUAGGAAAGUAAGGGCGUUGGAUAUUCCGACCGAGAUUAUGAAUGAGGGACCAGCUUCCGCGAGUUACAGGUGGUUCUUGUAA